Molecule: messenger RNA, 2074 nt
Organism: Daucus carota subsp. sativus
Lineage: Eukaryota; Viridiplantae; Streptophyta; Magnoliopsida; Apiales; Apiaceae
Product: peptide-N4-(N-acetyl-beta-glucosaminyl)asparagine amidase A
Exons: 1
Coding region: 61-1866 (601 amino acids)
Cellular component (GO): vacuole
Source: RefSeq, a predicted model, not a curated record
CAAUUCACAGCAUCAUGCCAUCAUCUACAUCUCAACUCACACACUUCACUUAGCCAAACAAUGCCUUACCCUCACUCCUCACCUCUACUCCUCCACUUCUUCUCACUCCUCUUCACUCUACCCCUCACCCUCCACUCCCACCCCUCCUUCGAAACCCACCUCCGCCACACCCCCACCACAACCACCCCCUUCUUCGAGCCCACGCGCCCCCUCCCCUUCCACGCGCCGCCCUCUUGCACCCACCUAGCCCUCAGCCACAACUUCUCCAACACAAUCAAUAAACCCCCUAUCUCAGUCCCUUACUCCCCUCCCCCCAAUUGCACUAACUGGUCCCACAUUGUCCUAGAUUUUCGCGUCGCUUCGAAAGGCGAUCAGUAUGAUCGCAUUGCGGCGGUUUGGCUCGGCGGCGUGGAGAUUCUGCGGACCAGCACGGCGGAGCCGAAUGAAGAGGGGAUUUUCUGGAAUGUUCGAAAGGAUGUUAGUAGGUACAUCUCGGCUUUUAUGGUUGCGAAUGCUACAUUAACUGUGAUGCUUGAGAAUAUUGUCAAUGAUGUUUAUACUGGCGUUUAUAAUGUGAAUGUUAGUUUUUUGUAUUAUAAUGUCGAUCAUAGGGUGCGGUUAGGGGAUAAUGUCAGGAUUAAUCGGAAAUUAGGGGUUUUAGGGGGAGGGGGUAUUGUGGGGAUUGGGAAAGGGAAGAGGAGUUAUAAUGUGUAUGAGAAGGCGGCGGAUUUGAUAAUUCCGAUAUCGGGGGGUGUGGAGAAGGGGUAUUGGUUUAGGAUUGAGAGUGAGAGUGAUGUGCAUUAUAAGGAGGUUGUGGUGCCUUUGAAUUGUUAUAGAGCGGUGGUUGAGGUUUAUGUGUCGUUUCAUGGUGAUGAUGAGUUUUGGUACUCGAAUCCGCCUGAUGAGUAUAUUGAGAAGAAUGGUUUGGUGACGGGGCGUGGUCAUGGAGCGUAUAGGGAGGUUUUUGUCAGUAUUGAUGGGAGAUUUGUGGGAUCGGUUGUUCCUUUUCCUGUGAUAUUUACGGGUGGGAUUAAUCCAUUGUUCUGGGAACCGAUUGUUGGGAUUGGAGCGUUUGAUCUUCCUUCUUAUGAUAUUGAUUUGUCACCCUUUUUGGGAAUGCUUUUGGAUGGUAAGCCUCAUAGUAUCGGGCUUGGAGUGGGUGAUAGUAUUUCAUAUUGGCUUGUAGAUGCAAAUUUGCACUUGUGGAUAGAUCAUGGUGUGGAUGAGGUUCAAGCUAAAGUUCUAGAUUACAGGUAUCCGACUCUUAAGAUUGAAAGGAAGUCUGAGUUUAAUUUACUUGAUGGAAAAUUUAAGGUAGAAGCUAAGAGGAAAAGUCAAUUUGUUGGGUGGGUGAAUUCAACCCUAGGGAAUAUAACGACCAGUGUUUCUCAAGAGUUCAAGUUCAAAAACUCGAUAAAAUUUACGAACAAUGGUAGUGAUAAAGUGGUUGAACAGAAAAUUAAGACAACUGCUGAAGUAGAAAUAAAAUCUGACCAGGAUGUGUUGAUUAGCCAUGCAACUGUGAAGAGGGAAUAUCCUCUGGAUAUUGAAAUUACAAACAUGACAGGUUCAGGGAAUGAUACGUAUAUAAUGGUUACAAGUGUUGUCCAUGAGUUGAAUGAGAAAAGUGGAUUGAAAGAGAAGAAUUUUAAUGUUUUUGGAGGCUUCUCUAGCCAUCUACAAAACAAACAGAAUUCCAGUGGGUGGAUGGAGGUUAAGGAUCACUCUGUUCUUUCUGGAGAAGCGGCAACUGAUCAAUUUUAUACUUACAAAGACGAGUUUGGCUGCUACUCUCGGAUCUCUAAGGCUGCGGAUGGAAGGUUGGUGUCGGAUAAUUCUAGCUUCUCUUGUGCAUCUUCAUACUAGUUUGCUUAUUUCUGGUAUCUUUUACCACUACAAAAUAAUGGUCCUGGGUCUUUUCUCCGAUUGUUUUGGUGAAUAAAUGAAUUCUUUAGGCCACAGUGUGCUGGUUCUGUAGUAUGUGGAAUGUUUGUUCUAUUGGUCUGAGUGCUGUUAAAGAUUGUACUCUUGUAUGUAUGUAUAGUUAUCAUCAAUUGCAACUGAAAUUUGGCAA